CUCUACUUUGAAAUGAAACUUUCCGUUUCUUUUUUAAAUCUGUUGACUCUAGUCUUUUUACUUCAAUGUAUUCACUUUGUUUAUGUGAAUGGAGAUUGCCCUGCAGGCUGGUCAUCGUUUACGGACUCGAAUGGAACCGAGUAUGGGUAUCAAGUGGUGUUGAAAAAUAACGUCAGCUAUUUUGAGGCAAGAAGGCUGUGUCUAGAUAUUAACAGUGAAAUUGUUGAUAUUCACAGCAGAGAGGAGAAUGAGUACAUGUAUAGUCUGGCCGCUGAUACAUCUGCUCAAAAUCUGUUUAUUGGAAUGCAUUAUAAACUUAACGAGACUUCUCGAACUUCUGAAGUUUAUUGUACUUGGACACCUGAUAUAAGUUGUGAUUUUGCAUAUUUUCAAAAUCAAUCGGAUCCACGUAGACAACAAUAUCCAUGGGUGCCAAUACCAAAGGCACAGAAUAAUGGAAAUCCUGUCGAAUGCGUAGAAAUUACUGACACAAGUCUGGGAAUAGGAACUCCAGCGUUUAUGUAUAACGACAUUGCUUGUGCUGAUAGACUUGAUGGAGCAGUCUGCAAAAUGACUUGUUCUAAUGGAAACAAUGCAGCAACAACUCUCGGAACUUCAACGACAUUAAAUGGACAGAAUGAAGCAACAAUUUCAACAACUGGAUCUGGAGGAAAUAAUCCUGGCCCAACACCCCCAACAAGAACAGGUGGCACAGGUAGCCCAGGAUUGCCCGGUUUGCCAGGAAAUGGAGGAAAUAAUCCAGGUCCACGCCCAACACCUCCAACAAGAACAGGUGGCACAGGUAGCCCAGGAUUGCCCGGUUUGCCAGGAAAUGGAGGAAAUAAUCCAGGUCCACGCCCAACACCUCCAACAAGAACAGGUGGCACAGGUGCCCCAGGCCUUCCAGGCAAAUAUAAUUUAAUAAAUUAA
Molecule: messenger RNA, 930 nt
Organism: Meloidogyne enterolobii
Lineage: Eukaryota; Metazoa; Nematoda; Chromadorea; Rhabditida; Meloidogynidae
Source: the annotation of a GenBank genome assembly